GUCACACCCCCAACAAACACCACACUCUCUUUCUCCCUCUAUAAAACCGAAACCACCUACCUCCCUCUCUCCGCCCAUCAUCAGUUUCUUUCACCCCCUCUCUCUCGCCUUCUCUAAUCGCAUCUCUCUCUCUCUCUCUCUCUCUCUCUCUCUCUCUUUCGGUUGUCGGUUGCGUUCUUCUCCGUAACUCAAGUCUCGUAGAGCUCCGCAAACGGAUAAGGACUGGCCGCAAAUAGAUAAGUCAUACUAUCAUAUUGGGUAACCAUCUCAUAAUAAUUACAAAAUUUCGGAUUUCACAGCUCCAGAUCGCCCAUUCCACGACGUUUACCUUCCUUGCUCAGGUCUUUUCCUCUGGUUUCGCUGAUCCUUCUUGCCAUUUACAUUCCCAUUAAGCAAAAUCGUUAAUUUGCCGGGAAAGCUUGGAGCUUCGCCAAUUAUUUUCCGGAUAAAGGUGUAAAAUUUCUAUGAUCGUGCGUUGGGAUUGAUUUCUAUAAAUAAUGUCGGCGGCUUCGAGUUUUGUUCAUCAAACGCGAAGCAACCCGUUUGCGAAUUGCCAAUUGAACGUGGUGCCUCUGAGAGGCUCGCGUCGUGUUUCUGUUGUCAAAAAUCGGGCUACUAAUGUUUCGGAGAGCAGAUUGUACGGAACACGGCUGCGAGCGUCGGGUGGCGAGAGACUGUUACAUGUAUGGAAAUCGGAGGGUCCGGGACGGGAUCCGAAGCUGAGAGUGGUGAUGGUGCGAUCGGCAUUGUCGCUGGUGCCGGAGAAGCCUCUCGGUCUGUACGAUCCUUCGUUUGAUAAGGAUUCGUGUGGGGUUGGAUUCGUCGCUGAGUUAUCCGGAGAAAGCAGCCGGAAAACGGUGACGGAUGCGGUGGAGAUGUUGGUAAGGAUGUCCCACAGAGGUGCUUGUGGUUGCGAAACCAAUACUGGUGAUGGGGCUGGUAUUCUAGUCGCUCUUCCUCACGACUUCUACAAGGAGGUUGCCAAAGAUGUGGGCUUUGAGCUACCACCGGCAGCGGAAUAUGCCGUGGGCAUGUUCUUCUUGCCUACGUCUGAAAAGCGAAGGGAGCAAAGCAAGAUUGUAUUUGCUAAGGUUGCAGAGUCACUAGGACACACUGUCCUUGGCUGGCGCUCUGUCCCCACAAAUAACUCAGGAUUGGGAAAUUCUGCUUUGCAGACCGAACCUGUUAUUGAGCAAGUGUUUCUUACGCCCACUCCCAAGUCAAAAGCCGAUUUUGAGCAACAGUUGUACAAAUUAAGGAGAAUUUCAAUGGUAGCUAUCCGAGCUGCAUUAAACCUCCAACAUGGUGGCGUGAGGGACUUCUAUAUAUGCUCACUUUCCUCAAGGACCGUUGUAUAUAAAGGCCAGUUGAAGCCCGACCAGUUGAUGGAAUACUAUUAUGCAGAUCUUGGCAAUGAAAGGUUUAUGAGCUACAUGGCCUUGAUACACUCUCGAUUCUCAACAAACACAUUUCCUAGCUGGGACCGUGCUCAGCCCAUGCGUGUCUUAGGUCAUAAUGGUGAAAUUAACACACUUCGGGGAAAUGUGAACUGGAUGAAGGCACGCGAGGGUCUUCUGAAGUGCAAGGAGCUUGGCUUGUCAAAGGAUGAGAUGAAGAAGCUUUUACCUAUUGUAGACACCAGCUCGUCUGAUUCAGGGGCUUUUGAUGGCGUCCUUGAGCUUUUGGUUCGAGCUGGUAGAAGUAUUCCAGAAGCUAUCAUGAUGAUGAUCCCAGAAGCCUGGCAAAAUGACAAGAACAUGGAUCCUCAUCGGAAAGCCUUGUAUGAGUACUUUUCAGCACUUAUGGAACCGUGGGAUGGCCCCGCUUUGAUAUCAUUUACUGAUGGCCGCUAUCUUGGAGCUACACUGGAUCGCAAUGGACUGCGUCCUGGUCGAUUUUAUGUUACUCACAGUGGACGAGUUAUAAUGGCAAGUGAAGUAGGAGUAGUUGAUAUUCCACCUGAAGAUGUGUCCAGGAAAGGAAGACUUAACCCUGGCAUGAUGCUUCUGGUGGAUUUUGAGAACCAUGUUGUUGUAGAUGAUGAAGCACUGAAACAGCAGUAUUCACUUGCAAGACCAUAUGGAGAGUGGCUUAAAAGGCAAAAGAUAGAGUUGAAAGACAUUGUAGAAUCAGUUAGAGAAUCCGAGAUGCUUCCUCAGGCCAUUGCAGGAGUUGUUCAAGCAUCUAAUGAUGACGACAUGGAAAACAUGGGUAUUCAUGGUUUGUUGGCUCCGUUAAAGGCUUUUGGGUACACUAUUGAAUCCUUGGAGAUGCUACUACUUCCUAUGGCAAAGGAUGGAAUUGAGGCCCUUGGUUCAAUGGGGAAUGAUGCUCCCUUGGCGGUGAUGUCAGACAGAGAAAAACUCACAUUUGAGUAUUUCAAGCAGAUGUUUGCUCAAGUUACCAAUCCCCCUAUUGAUCCUAUUCGGGAGAAGAUAGUCACCUCCAUGGAGUGCAUGAUUGGUCCAGAAGGUGAUCUUACUGAGACUACUGAAGACCAAUGUCAUCGCCUCUCGCUAAAAGGUCCCCUUGUAACCACUGAACAAAUGGAAGCAAUUAAAAAGAUGAACUAUAGAGGCUGGCGUAGCAAAGUCAUUGAUAUAACGUAUUCCAAAGACCGUGGUACAAAGGGGUUGGAGGAGACCCUGACUAGGAUCUGUUCAGAAGCUCAUGAUGCAAUUAAAGAGGGUUAUAAGACGCUGGUGCUUUCUGACAGAGCCUUCUCGUCGAAACGAGUUGCUGUAAGUUCCCUUUUGGCUGUUGGUGCUGUCCAUCAACAUCUGGUUAAAAAGCUUGAACGCACUCGAAUUGGGUUACUUGUUGAAUCCGCUGAGCCCCGUGAAGUGCACCAUUUUUGUACACUGGUUGGAUUUGGUGCAGAUGCUAUAUGCCCUUAUUUGGCCAUAGAAGCAAUUUGGAGACUGCAGGUUGAUGGAAAGAUUCCACCCAAACCAACUGGUGAGUUCCACUCAAAGGAUGAGCUGGUCAAGAAGUACUUCAAGGCAAGCAACUAUGGAAUGAUGAAAGUUCUUGCCAAAAUGGGUAUAUCAACUUUGGCAUCAUACAAAGGUGCACAGAUUUUUGAGGCAGUUGGUCUUUCAUCAGAAGUGACGGAUAGGUGCUUUGCUGGAACUCCAAGCAGAGUUGAGGGAGCAACAUUUGAAGCGCUUGCCCUUGACGCUCUUCAUUUACACGAGCAGGGAUUUCCUAUGCGGGCCUUUCCUCCUGGAAGUGCUGAGGCUGUAUCGUUGCCUAAUCCUGGGGAUUACCAUUGGCGGAAAGGUGGUGAGGCUCACCUAAACGACCCCCUUGCUAUAGCCAAGUUGCAAGAGGCUGCCAGGGGUAAUAGCGUGGCGGCCUAUGAAGAAUACUCCAAGCGCAUACAAGAAUUGAAUAAAACUUGCAAUUUGAGGGGGCUUUUGAAAUUUAAAAAGGUUGAUGUGAGAGUUCCUUUAGACGAAGUGGAACCAGCAAGUGAGAUUGUGAAGCGGUUUUGUACUGGAGCCAUGAGUUACGGAUCCAUAUCCUUGGAGGCACAUACCACCCUCGCCAUUGCUAUGAACAGGAUUGGGGGAAAGUCAAAUACAGGUGAGGGAGGUGAGAAUCCAACUCGUAUGGAGCCUCUUCCAGAUGGUUCAAUGAAUCCGAAGCGGAGUGCUAUUAAGCAGGUUGCAAGCGGAAGAUUCGGGGUUUCCAGUUAUUACCUCACAAAUGCCGAUGAGCUACAGAUAAAAAUGGCACAGGGGGCCAAGCCUGGUGAAGGUGGUGAACUUCCUGGCCACAAGGUUAUUGGAGACAUUGCUGCCACUAGGAAUUCCACUCCUGGGGUGGGAUUAAUCAGCCCACCUCCCCAUCACGAUAUCUACUCGAUUGAAGACCUUGCUCAGUUGAUUCAUGAUCUUAAGAACGCCAAUCCAGGGGCUCGAAUCAGUGUGAAGUUGGUAUCCGAAGCUGGUGUGGGAGUCAUAGCUAGUGGGGUAGUGAAGGGGCAUGCAGAUCAUGUAUUGAUCUCAGGUCACGAUGGAGGCACAGGCGCAUCCCGAUGGACUGGCAUCAAGAGUGCCGGACUCCCUUGGGAACUUGGUCUCGCCGAAACUCACCAAACACUAGUUGCCAAUGACCUUCGGGGCCGAACAGUCCUCCAAACAGAUGGCCAACUCAAAACUGGAAGAGAUGUGGCCAUUGCUGCACUUCUUGGUGCGGAGGAGUAUGGCUUCAGCACUGCUCCCCUCAUUACACUUGGAUGCAUCAUGAUGCGGAAGUGCCACAAAAACACUUGUCCAGUUGGCAUUGCUACACAAGAUCCAGUACUAAGAGCGAAAUUUGCCGGAGAACCUGAACAUGUUAUAAACUUCUUUUUCAUGCUAGCAGAGGAGGUGAGACAAAUCAUGUCUCAGCUUGGAUUUCGAACAAUCAAUGAAAUGAUUGGUCGUUCCGAUAUGCUUGAAGUGGAUAGAGAAGUGACAAAAAACAAUGAGAAGCUUAAGAAUAUUGAUCUCUCUCUAUUACUUAGGCCGGCUGCUGACAUCCGCCCAGAGGCCGCCCAGUACUGUGUACAGAAACAAGAUCAUGGUUUAGAAAUGGCUUUGGAUCAAAAACUCAUAACUCUGUCCAAAACUGCAAUAGAAAGAGGUCUUCCUGUAUACAUUGAAACUGAAAUUUGCAAUGUGAAUCGUGCUGUUGGAACCAUGCUUAGCCAUGAAGUGACGAAGCGCUAUCACUUAGCGGGGCUUCCGGGUGAUACCAUACAUAUCAAACUCCAUGGAAGUGCAGGCCAAAGCCUUGGAGCUUUUCUUUGCCCUGGAAUCACACUUGAGCUUGAAGGUGAUAGCAACGACUAUGUUGGGAAAGGGCUAUCAGGUGGCAAAAUUGUCGUCUAUCCUCCAAAAGGAAGUGGAUUUGAUCCCAAGGAUAACAUUGUGAUUGGUAAUGUUGCUCUCUAUGGGGCAACAAAUGGGGAAGCAUAUUUUAACGGUAUGGCGGCAGAAAGGUUCUGUGUCCGCAAUUCUGGGGCUAGAGCAGUUGUAGAAGGUGUCGGUGAUCAUGGAUGUGAGUACAUGACCGGUGGAACUGUUGUUGUGCUUGGGAAAACUGGGAGGAAUUUUGCUGCGGGCAUGAGUGGGGGAAUCGCCUAUGUUCUUGAUGUUGAUGCCAAGUUUGAAACGCGAUGCAACCUUGAGUUGGUAGAUCUUGAUAGAAUCGAAGAAGAAGAAGAAGAUGUUAUGACACUCAAAAUGAUGAUACAGCAACAUCAGCGUCACACAAACAGCCAACUAGCCAGAGAAGUUCUUUCUGAUUUUGAUGGCCUUUUACCCAAAUUUGUUAAGGUCAUUCCUAGAGAUUAUAAGCGGGUUCUUUCAAGCAUGAAAGUAGAGGAAAGUGGUAGAGAGGGUGCAGAAAGGAUUAGUAAAGAAGUUGAUGAGCAUGAAGAGGUGGAGAUAUUGGAGAAAGAUGCAUUUGAAGAGCUUAAGAAGUUAGCUGCUGUCUCCACAAAUGGCAAAGUCAUGCAGAAAGUUGCAGAGGCUGAUCAAUUAAAGAGGCCAACACGAGUUCCUAAUGCUAUAAAAAAUGGGGGAUUCAUUGCAUAUGAACGCGAGGGCAUCUCGUACAGGGAUCCUAAUGUUAGAAUGAAUGACUGGAAAGAGGUCAUGGAAGAAGCCAAGCCCGGCCCACUUCUAAAGACGCAAUCCGCUCGCUGUAUGGAUUGCGGUACUCCCUUCUGCCAUCAGGAGAAUUCGGGAUGUCCUCUUGGGAAUAAAAUACCUGAGUUCAAUGAGUUAGUGUAUCAAAACAGGUGGCGUGAAGCAUUAGAUCGCCUGCUGGAGACCAAUAACUUCCCAGAGUUUACCGGUCGGGUGUGCCCUGCUCCUUGUGAGGGUUCUUGCGUCCUUGGUAUUAUUGAGAACCCAGUAUCUAUCAAAAGCAUUGAAUGCUCUAUCAUUGAUAAGGCUUUUGAGGAAGGAUGGAUGGUUCCACGACCUCCCCUCAGAAGAACUGGGAAAAAAGUUGCUAUUGUUGGGAGUGGGCCCGCUGGUAUGGCAGCUGCUGAUCAGUUGAAUAGAAUGGGUCACACCGUAACGGUGUUUGAGCGUGCCGAUAGAAUUGGGGGCCUUAUGAUGUAUGGAGUUCCUAACAUGAAGGCUGAUAAAGUUGAUAUAGUUCAAAGAAGGGUUGACCUUAUGGCAAAGGAGGGCGUUAAUUUUUUGGUGAAUGCUAAUGUUGGAAAAGAUCCUUCGUACUCACUGGAUCAGCUUCGCAAGGACAAUGAUGCAAUUGUUCUAGCUGUAGGAUCCACAAAACCAAGGGACCUACCUGUACCCGGACGGGAGCUAUGUGGGGUCCAUUUUGCGAUGGAUUUUCUUCAUGCAAAUACCAAAAGUUUGCUUGAUAGCAACCUAGAGGAUGGUAAGUACAUCUCAGCUAAGGGAAAGAAGGUAGUGGUAAUUGGUGGAGGAGACACCGGAACAGAUUGCAUAGGAACAUCCAUCCGGCACGGCUGUAGCAACAUGGUAAAUCUAGAGCUCCUUCCUGAGCCUCCUCGAACCAGGGCUCCAGGCAACCCUUGGCCACAGUGGCCUCGCAUAUUCCGCGUAGACUAUGGGCAUCAAGAAGCCACGACCAAGUUUGGGAAAGACCCUAGGUCGUACGAGGUAUUAACUAAGCGGUUUGUGGGAGAUGAGAAUGGGGUUGUGAAAGGACUUGAGGUGGUACGUGUCAAGUGGGAGAAGGAUGCUGACGGGAGGUUUCAAUUUAAGGAACUCGAAGGCACUGAAGAGAUGAUCGAGGCGGACCUAGUACUACUAGCUAUGGGAUUCCUUGGUCCCGAAUCGAUAAUAUCGGAAAAACUGGGCUUGGAGCAAGACAAUAGAUCAAACUUCAAAGCAGAGUAUGGCCACUUCACAACCAACGUUGAAGGUGUCUUUGCUGCAGGGGAUUGCCGGCGAGGCCAGUCUCUGGUGGUUUGGGCCAUCUCAGAAGGUCGGCAAGCUGCUUCGCAGGUUGACAAUUAUCUCAUGAGAGAAGAAAAAGACCACACACUCAGGCUAGAUAGACCAGGUGACGACUCCAUCAAGAGGCAACAAGAGAGCACAAAACAGAUUGUAAGUACAUAGAGCAAUUAACUGGAUAACUUAUAGGGGGUGGCUGCACUACAAGAAAAAGGGACAAUUGCAAGUGUGAUUGUGUAUAGGUCAGUACUCAGUAGUAUUCUUUAAUCUUUUAAAUGGUUAUUUAUUUAUGUAUUAUUGUCUUGUUUAUAAUCUCUUUAUGAGUUGCUUGAAAGGUGCUCACGUGCCGGUCGAUAGGGAUACUGUACAGUUUGUUCUUUUGAUAUUUACUGGAAAUGGUAAUUAUUUUGCAGCAA
This is a messenger RNA of Rhododendron vialii, 7363 nucleotides long. Its product is annotated as glutamate synthase 1 [NADH], chloroplastic-like. The coding region runs from base 498 to 7112 and encodes 2204 amino acids. Gene Ontology annotation, molecular function: flavin adenine dinucleotide binding; FMN binding; glutamate synthase (NADH) activity. The transcript is spliced from 22 exons. The record is from RefSeq and is a predicted model, not a curated record. Lineage: Eukaryota; Viridiplantae; Streptophyta; Magnoliopsida; Ericales; Ericaceae.